This is a messenger RNA of Brassica oleracea var. oleracea, 2675 nucleotides long. Its product is annotated as protein BONZAI 1. The transcript has 18 exons. NCBI's taxonomy places the organism in Eukaryota, Viridiplantae, Streptophyta, Magnoliopsida, Brassicales, Brassicaceae. Gene Ontology annotation, cellular component: plasma membrane. Gene Ontology annotation, biological process: cellular response to calcium ion. Gene Ontology annotation, molecular function: calcium-dependent phospholipid binding. Bases 787 to 2529 code for a protein of 580 amino acids. The record is from RefSeq and is a predicted model, not a curated record.
CUUGUACUCUGAAAUACAGUGGCAGAGGCUAUGGAGACGGAGAUGGAGUUCUCCGAUGUUGUGCAAACUAGUGCUAAGUAUAAAAGGAAUGGUCUUUGUGGGAACUCAUCCAUUGGAUCAGAAAAUGGGAUCGAGAGGAACAUGAAGAGCUGCCUGGUUACAUCUUUAUCUGUAACGGGAGAACAAAACCUGAUUGCUACCGUUACCGUGUCUUUGGGAUACCAAGAGGAGGAAGAGUCAUUGUUGAGAGUAAUCAAACCAGGGAUGAAGCUUUUCCUCUAUGACUUUGAGAAGAGACUUCUUUAUGAAGCUACUAUUGGUGGCAAGUUGGAGGAUAUACAACCACGAGCUUUCGGACAAGAAAUAUCCUGCCUUUCAAGUCUGCUAUCUAUGAGAGAAUUACAAAGGCGGCCACAAGUUUUAAGCAAGAACUUGCUCAAACAGUUGUAUUCACAACAGAAUCACAUGCUCAAGCUGAUUGAUACACUCAGCAAGCUUUAACGCAAGGUUCUAUAUCAGGGGGCUCCUGGCCUGGGACAACUGAUUGGCAUGCUGCAAGCCAGGCAUAUUCCUCAACCGCAGAUCGGAAUGCGGUGAAUCAGUCUUAUUACCAUCAGACAGCGGAUACAACCACAAAGCCUAAUCAAACAUCUUAAAACACAUGCCCCUGAUCUGGGGAAACUUGUGCGUGGUGAACGUAAACUAGUGCAACUCACUGGAAAAGAAGGAAAAAGUGACAUAAGAGGUGUAGCUGUUGUCUGUGUGUUAUUCAUCCAAACCGUUUCUAUGGGAAACUGCUGCUCCGAUGUUUCCUCUGGAGCUGGGGCUAUAGCUGGCGUUGGUGGAACUGCUGCUAUCUCCUCUGCUCGCGGCACUACGAACGACGCCGUUGAUUACUAUCUCAAGUCUCGAGGUUUCAACGGUCUCUUCUCUCAUAUCGAGCUAUCGUUUUGUGCUUCCAAUUUGCGAGACCGUGACGUGCUUUCCAAGAGUGAUCCUAUGGUGGUUGUCUAUAGAAAAGAAAAAGAUGAGACACUUUCGGAAGUGUACCGCAGCGAAGUUGUUUUGAACUCCUUAGCUCCUAAAUGGAUUAAGAAAUUUACACUCGCUUAUCAUUUCGAGACUGUCCAGACAUUCUUGUUUCGUGUGUAUGAUGUUGACACUCAGUAUCAAAAUUCAAAAGAGGAGAUGCUUAAGCUUGACCAACAGCAAUUUCUUGGUGAGGCAACAUGUGUAUUGUCUGAGAUAAUCACAAAAUCAACUAAGACGAUUACAUUAGAGCUAAAGCGUAAAGAAGGCGUUGCUGCACAGACUCAGCAUCACCAUGGGAAGCUUAUUAUCCAUGCUGAGGAGUCCCUUGCUUCUAAGAUUACGACAGAGAUUGUAUUCAGAUGUUCGAGUUUGGAAUCUAAAGAUCUUUUCUCAAAAAGUGAUCCAUUUUUGGUGGUAUCAAAGAUUGUGGAGCAAGGAACUCCAAUCCCAGUGUCUAAAACUGAAGUCCUGAAGAACAAUCUUAACCCUAUCUGGAAACCACUCUUUCUAAGUGUUCAACAAGUCGGGAGUAAGGACAGCCCACUGAUAAUAGAAUGCUCAGACUUUAAUUCCAAUGGCAAACACAGUCUCAUCGGAAAAGUUCAAAAAUCGCUUUCAGACUUGGAGAAACUUCAUUUGACUGGCCAAGGAAUCAACUUAUCUUUGCCUACUACUGGUGCUGGACAAAGCAAGGUAUUAAAGAGCCAGCUUUUUGUGGACAAGUUUACAGAGACUGUCCAGCACACAUUCCUGGAAUACUUGGCCUCUGGGUUUGAACUAAGCUUCAUGGUAGCAAUCGAUUUCACAGCUUCAAAUGGAAAUCCACGCCUCCCUGAUUCUUUGCACUACAUUGAUCCUUCAGGACAUUUAAAUGCUUACCAGAGAGCAAUAGUGGAUGUUGGAGAAGUAUUGCAGUUUUAUGACUCAGACAAACGUUUCCCUGCCUGGGGAUUUGGAGCUCGUCCAAUUGACUCUCCAGUUUCACAUUGCUUUAACCUCAAUGGAAGCAGUUCAUACUCUGAGGUGGAUGGGAUUCAAGGAAUCAUGACUUCAUACACAAGUGCGCUCUUCAACGUCUCUCUAGCAGGGCCUACCCUUUUUGGUCCGGUGAUUAAUUCUGCUGCAAUGAUAGCCAGCCAGUCUCUAGCUCAAGGUUCACGCAGAUAUUACGUCUUAUUAAUCAUCACAGAUGGUGUAAUAACAGACCUUCAAGAAACAAAAGAUGCACUAGUCAGUGCAUCGGAUUUGCCGUUAUCAAUUCUCAUUGUAGGAGUUGGAGGAGCCGAUUUCAAAGAGAUGGAGAUACUAGACGCGGACAGAGGUGAACGACUGGAGAGCUCGAGCGGGCGUGUGGCGUCACGUGAUAUCGUUCAGUUUGUAGCACUACGAGACGUGCAACAUGGAGAGGUCUCUGUAGUACAAGCGCUUCUUGCAGAAUUGCCUUCACAGUUUUUGACGUAUAUGAGAAUCCGUAAUAUGAAGCCUGUUCCUCUGUGAAUAUAUGAUGAAUCCGUAAUAUGAAGCCUGUUCUUCUUUGUGUUUCUUUUUUUUUUCUGAAUGUAAAAAGUUUCGAAUGAAGCGACUUGUAAUACCACAUUGGGUUUGUUUUGUCUUGAAUAUUGUAAAUGUAAAUGAUUUACGUU